Emiliania huxleyi CCMP1516 is the source of this 1197-nucleotide messenger RNA. RefSeq names its product CDP-diacylglycerol-glycerol-3-phosphate 3-phosphatidyltransferas-like protein. Gene Ontology annotation, cellular component: mitochondrion. Gene Ontology annotation, molecular function: CDP-diacylglycerol-glycerol-3-phosphate 3-phosphatidyltransferase activity. The record is from RefSeq and is a predicted model, not a curated record. NCBI's taxonomy places the organism in Eukaryota, Haptophyta, Isochrysidales, Noelaerhabdaceae. Gene Ontology annotation, biological process: cardiolipin biosynthetic process. The transcript has 2 exons. The coding region runs from base 1 to 1197 and encodes 398 amino acids.
AUGAACCCGCCGCCGUCAAACCUGGCGAGGUGUCCUCGGGCGCUUCCCGCGGUGGUGGCACUCUUGCAGGAGGUGGUUGGAGUGCAGCACAUCAAAGGCGCGGUCUUUGACGACGACGUCCUGCUGACCGGCGCCAACGUCUCGGCCGACUACUUCUCGGCGCGGCAGGACCGCUGCAUACUCCUCCGAGGCUGCGCGCCGCUGGCCGACCUCUUCUCCGAGCUCCUCGUCGCUCUCGCCGCCGCCGCCGGCACCGAUGUCACAAGCCCACGCUCCUCGUCGCAGUCGCCGCCGCCGCCGCCGCUGUCGCCGUCGCCGCUGUCGCCGCUGUCGCCGUCGCCGUUACCGCCGCUGUCGCCGUCGCCGCCGCCGCCGCCGGCGGCGGCGGCGGCGGCGGCGGCGGCGACCGAGCACAGCAGAGAGGGGCGGGCGGCGGAGGGUUUGGUUGCCGCCGUCUGCCGCAUCUUUGCACGGGCUCGCGAGAGGGCGGGGCCGCCGCCAGAAGGGCCUGCGAGCGCGGGAGGGGUGUGGGUUCUGCCGGCGGCACAGAUUGGCGCCUGCGUCUCUGCGACGCGGGGGCGAGGCUGCGGCGCGAGCUCGUCAACGGACGGACUGAUCCACAGGCGCUUGCGGCCACGAUGUCGAAGGCGAGGCGGCGCGCGCGGGCUGCUCCCCGCCAUGUACGCGGCGCUGGAGGCGAGCCUCGUCCGCCACGCGCGUUCGGUGGCCGACGCUGCGGCCGCGGGCGACCGCGAUGGCGCUGCCGCCGCCGCCACCGCACCGCUGCUGCGAUUGCGUCACUACCGCCGGCUUGGGUGGACCUAUCACGCCAAGGGCCUCUGGCUGUGGCCCGCCGCGGCAGCCGAGGUGGUGGGCGGCGGCGUCAGGCGUCCGCAGGCCGGGGAGGGCGAGGCGCUGGCGGGCGAGGCGGGGGCGCAGGGCGACGCGGCUUGUUUUGAUGCGUCGGGACCUGUCGCGACGCUCGUUGGCUCGUCCAACUUUGGGGAGCGCUCGGCGCGGCGUGACCUCGAGCUGUCUUGCGUCAUCGUCGCCACUGACCCUGGAGUGCGAAGGCGCGCCACACGACGAGAUCCAGCCGAGAUCCACACGAGAUCUAUCCACUCGAUGGCCUACGACAGGACUACGUUACGGCAUUGGCCCUUCACCCCCAACCUUCCCCACCUACGGCGGCCGUAG